Messenger RNA from Haliotis rufescens (red abalone), 1539 nucleotides. RefSeq lists its product as uncharacterized. Lineage: Eukaryota; Metazoa; Mollusca; Gastropoda; Lepetellida; Haliotidae. Bases 1 to 1539 code for a protein of 512 amino acids. The transcript has 3 exons. The record is from RefSeq and is a predicted model, not a curated record.
AUGGCUGUUCACAUUUUUGGAGCAGUUUCUUCCCCCAGCAUAUCCAACUUUGCUCUCAAAGCUGCUGCAAAGAAAGCUGAAGAGAAAUAUGGAAGCCUUGCUGCUGACACAAUCUGCAACAAUUUUUAUGUUGAUGAUUGUCUCAAAUCGGAAUGCACGGAAGAGGCAGCUAUUGACUUAGUGGACUCUUUGCAGAAAUCAUGUGCAGAAGGUGGCUUCAAGCUCACUAAGUUCACAGCUAACAGUCGCAAUCUUCUCAGAUCCAUACCACAGGAACAUCAUUCAAAAGAACUCCAAACACGUGAUUUAGACUAUGACGAACUACCUGUUGAACGCGCUCUAGGGAUGCAGUGGCAUAUCAACAGUGAUGUUUUUGGAUUCUCAGUUCAUCUGAAGACCAAGAAGAUUUUACGGGAUCUGUGCAUCAACAAGCAGCUCGGAUGGGAUGAUGACAUACCCGGGGAAUACAAGGCAUCAUGGGAGCAGUGGAUAGAAGAGCUUCACCAUUUGAAUACACUACGGAUUGACAGAUGUCUCAAACCUGCUGAUUUUGGACAUGUUGUUUCUGUUCAACUACAUGUAUUCUCCGAUGCAAGCACUGUUGGAUACGGUUGUGUAGCAUAUCUGCGUAUGUCUAACGAUGAAGGCGGUAUUCACACAGCUUUCUUGAUUGGAAAGUCUAGGCUUGCUCCAGUGAAAACUAUCACUGUUCCCAGGUUGGAAUUAACUGCAGCCAACGUGUCUAUUCACAUCGGACAACUGUUAAUGAAGGAACUGGAGACUACACCUGAAAGUGUCACCUACCACACAGACUCAACGACGGUGUUACACUAUAUCAGCAAUGAAACAAAGAGGUUUCCAAUCUUCGUUGCCAACCGUGUCAAGCAAAUCAGAGACUUUUCAGAACCUACUCAGUGGAAGUAUGUAGAUUCAAAAAGCAAUCCGGCUGAUGUUGCAUCCAGAGGUGUAUCUGCAUCACAUCUGCUUACCUGUAUGAACUGGUUUCAUGGGCCCAAAUUUCUUUCUUCUUCAGAAUCAGAAUGGCCAGUACAGCCACAUCUUAUCCAUGAUGAGAAGAUGCAUGAAGAAACAGUCACAGCAACCGAUGCAUCACAGGAUGACUGCUCUCACAACACUGUGAAUAAAUUGUUGGAACAUUACUCCAGCUGGUAUCGUCUGAAGCGUGUUGUAGCCAUAUAUCACAGAUUGUUUGACUCACUCAAGUCACGGAGCGAUGAGCAUCAAUACAAAAAUAAGAAGCAUGCUAAAAGCAACAGAUCGCUUUCUGUGGAGGACCUCAGUCGAGCAGAGAAGAGUAUUCUUCAAUUUGUGCAGAAAAUACACUUCAACAAAGAGUUUGAACUGCUUCAAGGAUGUGAAGGUACACGAGGCCGAGUUCCAAGGACAAGUUCAGUGUAUAAACUUGACCCAUUCAUUGAAAGUGGAAUUCUCAAAGUCGGGGGUCGCAUUGGCAGAGCUAAUAUCCCCAAGGAGAUGAAGCACCCAGUUAUACUUCCUUACAGAAGUCACGAGAGUUAA